UGCGACAGUAUUGUUAAUUCAUGAUAUUUUCAGGUGGUAGUUUAAAAUUGGGCACUUUAAAAGCAAUACUAUUGAAUAUUAGCUAUAAGUGCAUAUAUUACAGCAUAAUCGUCGCAAGACAAGCACAGACGACCAUUUCGAAAUGCCAAUACACUUAAGAGUCUUGCAUCUUUCAUAAGUUGUUUGUUUUUUUUUUCUUUAGUUAUAAAGAAUCUCUUCUACCAUAAAGUUGGUUUUUGACUCCUUGCGUUAAUUUUUUUCUUAAUUUAAAAUUUUCAUUUAAACUUUAUUUUUUAUAUUUUGAUUUACAUAAAUUCUUUAAUGCAAGUGAGGCAAUAGCUUUGCCAUAGACAUAAGGAAUAGGAUAAAAAGAAUGACAACGUUAGUACCUACAUCGUCUCAACAACCUGGGACAACAUCAGCAACUUCAACGGGUGUAGAAUCCUAUGAGGAUAUGUUUAAAGAGAUAACCCGUAAAUUGUAUGGAGAUGAGUCAGCACAUGGACUAUAUCCCAUCAAUAAUGCUCAGGUUGCACAAUUAGCACAAACACCAUCAGCACCGCCCGAAGGUGAACGUUCAUUCACAACGUUAGUGUCUGAUAGAAAUUUGGCACAAUUAGAAUAUGAAAGUGUAAUCCAGACAGAUGCAUCAAGUAAUUUUAAAUCAGAGGACCAUCUUUCGACAGCGUUUGGAUUAGCGGCAUUAAUGCACAAUGGAUUUCCUCCUCCUGCUGUUUUUCCUGUUACAACAAAUACAGUGACAAAGCAGCAAGCGCCACAAACAAAUGGCGAGGAGCGUCAGCAGUGGGCACAACAGCCAACAACACAACAAAAUCAUUCACAGCAAGAGGAAUCACUCUGGAAUUCGAAUAAGAAUACAAAUGCAUAUACACAAAAAUUAUUUAAGAUUAAGACAAAACAGGAACCAAUAGCAAGUGAAGCAAUUGUCAUUAAUACAUCAUCCAUUACGACAAAUAUUAAGAGUGAGGUCCAGCAGCAAAUACAAAAACGAUAUAGUUGUUCAGUGUGUCCAUACUCGACUGAUAGACGUGAUUUAUUUACACGUCAUGAGAAUAUUCAUAAGGAGGAGAAACCUUUUCAUUGUUAUGCAUGCUUAAAGCAGUUUAACCGAGCAGAUCAUGUGAAAAAACAUUUCCUGCGUAUGCAUCGCGAAAUGGAUUAUGAUAUUAAUAAAACAAGAAGAUAUCCACCGUCGUCAAAACAAAUCGUUAAUUCAAAUAACAAUAACAGCAAUAAUAAUAAUAACAAGAGUAACAACUUUUUUUAUAAUCAGCAACAAACGGCGGAAACACAGCCAACAGUUACAACAACAAUCAACAUACCAACAUUUUCUCAACAUCAGACCACAAAUUCAACGCAACAUCAUAGUAUUGAACAAGUUAUUCAAAAUAGUAAUGCCAACAAUCAGCAAAAUAAUAAUAAUAAUGUUAAUAAUAAUAACAGCAACAAUAAUAAUGCAGUGAAUAAUCAGUCACUUGGAAUUAAUAUAAAUAAUAUUAAAAAUGAGAAAUCUGUCCAGGGAAAAUCACAGAAACCAAAAGGAGAGAAAAGAUUCAUGUGCUGUUAUUGUCCGUGGUCAGGUGCUGAUAACUGGGGAUUAAAGCGCCACCUCAACACACAUACAAAGCCUUUUGUUUGCCUAUUGUGCGAUUAUAAAGCGGCACGAUCUGAAAGGCUGACAACACACAUAUUGAAAGUGCACAACAAAAAGGCGUGCAAUAAAUGUAGCUUCUUUGCUGAUGAUCAGGCACAAUUAACACAGCAUCAAAUUGAUACACACCAAAAUGAAACCCGUACUACUACCCGAGUUAACAAUACUACUAACAACCACUCGACAGUCCAACAGACUGUUUCAACUAAUCAAUCCAUAAAUAUACCUGCAUCAUCAACUAGUGUUAAUCCUACUAAUAUAGCAAGUACAGGAAAUGUAUUGCGAACAUUAACAAAUACUUUUGUGCCAAAUAUUCAUACGACAUCAUCAAAUCAUGUUUUCGGCACUUUAAAUUCGUCAUUAAGUAAUGGUGUUUCAACAAUCUAUACGACAUCUAAUGUUAAUACUAAUAUUGUCGAUCAAAUAAAUCACCAUUUAAAUACGAAUAAUUGGCGCACAAGUAAUAAUAUUAAUACUUCAUCAAAUAAUCAGAAUGUUAUAAGAAAUCAACAAUCAACAACUAAUACAUUAACAUUUACUAAUACGUCAUCGGGGACGCAAGCUAAAAGAAAGUCUGGCGCAGAGCGCUUGUUUGCUUACUUUGAAGCUGAUGAUAGCGAAGAUCUAGAAUUAGAUUAUGCUCGUCAGUUGCAAAUGCAAGCACUAAGCCGAAAUACUGCCUCUGUAGCUCAGGAUUUUCAUAACGCGGGAGGUGAAAACCUUACAAAAAGCAUCAUUCAACCACAGAAUAAGAUAAAAGGCGUUAAUUCGGUCACAUGCAAUAACAACAGCAGCAACCUGAAUAACAAUAUAACAAACAAUCAUGUUAUCAAUGGAACAAUUGGUCAACAGCAAGAAUUGAAGAAGAAAUUCAAGGCGAUGUCUCCAAUUGACCAUUCGCCUCCCGCGACACUUGAAUUAAUAACAAAUUCAAUAAAAAGACGUCGCAAAAGUUCUUCCUCGAAUGAUAAAGAAAAUGUUAAUGAGCUUCUUACCAAACAACUUACAUUCUUAAAGCAACAGCAUCAGAUGUUCUUACAGAAUCUUAAUGCUAGUAUGAUGUCUGAUGGUGAGAGAUUGAAGGCGAUUUGUGAGAUAAAUGAGAUAUUUGAAGGAAUGUAUCGCAAUUCAUUAACAAUCCUUUCUUCAAUGGAAAAUGAAAAGUUCAGCUUUCUUCAGCAACAACAACAGCAACUGCCUCAAGUGAAAAUUAAGAAGGAGUUUGAAGACAACAAUAAUGAAAAUGAUUAUGAAAGCUGUAAGAGUGAUGAGAAUAAACCAAUCAAUAAUGAUUUUACGUUACCGGCAUUCUUAAGGAAUAAUAAGGAAAUUACCGUGAUUAUGGAUCCAAAAAAUCGUUCAAAAAUACGAAUCGAUGAUAGUCAGUAUAACGAGACACGUAAGAAUCGCAAGCAACUUAAACCAAAAAAGAUCGAAAAGGAUAUUGGUCCGGAACAAGAACCCUUGAAUAAUAAUCAUCAAUCAUCACGGGUAGAUCAAGAAAAUGACAAGGAGAAUGAUUAUAAAAAUUCAAUAAACAACAUUAACAACCUUCGUGAUAAACAUAUGCUAAAGCUUGUGACAAAAAAGAAGUGUUGCUAUCUAUGCCGUAAUAAAUCAAUAGAUGCCAAUUCAUACUACUCAAAGGAAUCGCUUCUCUUGCACAAUAUGUGGCGUCAUAAACCAAAAAAGCUUGAAUGUCAUCGAUGUGAGAUGAAAUUCAAUAAAAUGUAUAAACUCAAGCUUCAUAAGACACUUAAAAGGCAUUAAAAUCAUUUGUACAAAUAUGGAAUAAAUAAGUAUAUAUGUAUGUAUAUGGAAGUGAAAAGGCACAAGGCACUCUCACACACUCUUUACCAAUAUGACUAAAAUAUGAAAAACGUUACAAAAGUCUAAUGUCAGAGAUUUCAUUAAAGAACCAUCAUCACCAACAAACACUGCUCUCUAUCUCUAUCAUCAUCGUCAGAACAAUGCAUGAUAAAACAAUUUUGAACAAACAAUGAAAAGAAAGUAAGGGAAAAUUAAAGAAUAUACACACUCACACACACAAAAAAAAGCAAGGAAGAGAGAAUAAAAUUUUCCUCCAGACAUACAAACUCAAUAUUUUUUAUACAGAAAAAGUUUCAAUUUCAUUACACAUUCAAUAAUGAAGAAUUUUGCAUUUUAUGCAUUCUAUAUAUUAAAAAUAUAACUAUAUAUAUAAAAUUUAAAGUUUUACGUCUGUAUACUUUUAGCAUUUAACUUAAAUUAUCAAGGUUUCCGUUCAUACGGAAUGGUUUUAGCGCAUUUUCAUUUCAUGUGAUCCUAGUUUUGUAGUUCUGAAUCCUUACUAGCUUUGUACCGUGAUUAAGUAUCUGAUCUAGAUCUGACUCUGUGUAAAAAGUGAGUGAUUUCCAAUAAAACAUUACUUUUUGGUCAGAAAAACUUUAGUCCAGCUUUCGAAUAUUCCUCCCAAUAUGGUUCGAUACCUAAAAUUACACAUCGACACAACAGCAAGCUAUAUAUGCAAAAAUUUAAAUCAGAUUCCUUAAAAUUCAUUGACUACGCAAAAAACAGUUCCUUAAUAUUCAGCGAUAAAAUCAAAUAAUUCAUUUUGUUAGCUAUUGAGCUAGCGAAUCCAUUUGAAUCCCCAAAAAGGAAAUUUCACAUACCAAUAGACAGAUAAAUAUUGUACAAAAUCCGAGCAUCCCAUCCAUGGGAAAGUGCGCUAAAAACAAAAACAGCAAAGAAAAGGCAACAGAAGUGGUAAGGCAUUAUUUUCUUCCUCAUUCCAACUCAAUCUCUCCUUUCAAUUAUUAAUUUCCUUAUCAUUUUCUUCCUGCCCUUACCAUUUUGCUCCUGCUUUGAAUUCUUCCACUUAGUUCAUGGCAAUAUUAUUAUCAACUUUAUUUCUUCGUGCAAUUUAAUUCCUUUCGCAAACUCAAAAAAAAAAAGAAAUUGAUUAGAAAGUUAUACAUAUUUAUAUACGAGGAUGAAUGAAGAAGAAGAAAUGAGAUUGUUUAAAAACAUGGAAAUAAAAUGUUUAUUUUUCAUUCAAUCAAUAAAACACAAAAGUUGUAUUGCGAUACGAUGAGCUACUUAUUGCGAUUGUGAGCCAUAUAAAAAUAUGAAAAACCAUUAUUAUUAUUAUUAUUAUUUUUUAUAAGCAACAUAAGUCUUAAGUAAAAUAAAAUGCUGGAAAUUUUUUUUUCAUUUUUAAUUUUC
Messenger RNA from Chironomus riparius, 4876 nucleotides. The record is from the annotation of a GenBank genome assembly. Lineage: Eukaryota; Metazoa; Arthropoda; Insecta; Diptera; Chironomidae.